CUCGUCCUUUGCAAAACUGCUAUAAGCAAUUUGCUUGAGCCCACCGUUUUUUUGUGUUAGCACAGGCAAUAUCGCACCAAUUUUCAUAUCUCCUCUUUUCUUUCGCCAAAUAAUUUAUUUGCCCUUUUUCUGCACUUUUCGUUAUAACAAAAAAAAUGGAUUUCAACAAGCUCGUCGGCGCUGCCACCUCUGCGUACAGCAAGUACCAAGAGGGCCACAAGGAUGGUGAUAACAACUCCAACAACUACGGCAACGAGAACAGCUCGAACAACUAUGGCAACUCGAACAACUAUGGCAACGAGAACGAAGGGGACAGAAUGGCCUCUCCCAGCCAGUACAAGGGCGGAAACAACGACCAGACCAACGAGAGUUACAACAGCAACGAUGGUAACUCUGGCUACAACAACCAGAACUCAUCUUCGGGAGGCAGCCAGAGCGGCUUUGACAUCAGCAAGAUUGCGUCUAUGGCUUCUGGCCUCCUUGGCGGGAGCAGCCACGGCAACAGCAGCAGCAACAACGACGGUGGCAACCAGAGCAGCGGCUCGCUCGAUAUCGGCAGCCUUGCUUCCAUGGCCUCGGGUUUCCUCGGCGGCAACAGGGAGAGCAGUAACAACAGCGGCGGCGGCAGCGCCGACCUGAUGUCGUCUGCUCUCAAGCUGGCCACAGGCAACAGUGGGUUCAACCAGGGUAACACCGGCAAGAGCGAGAUGCUGUCCAACUUUAGCAGCAUUUUUGGCGGAGGCAGCAGCGGCAGCGGUAACAUGGCCGAUCAGGGCCAGAAGGCAAUGGGGCUUGCAGCUGCGUACAUGGCGCUCCAGAAGUUCCAGGGCGGUGGCAGCAGCUCCGGCGGAGGCCAGAACCAGCUUGUUGCACUGGCCAUGUCGGAGGCCAAGAAGCUGUUUGGCCAGCACUCCGAGCAGGGUGGCAGUGCCAACGAGAAGGAGACCCUAGCCACUGCCGCCCAGGCCGCCAUGAAGCUGUUUAGCUCGCCGGGCAACCACUAAACCAAAGACAAAAAUUUUUACAAUUUUGCAAACGAAAAGUUAUAAAUAAAAAUUAGAGUCCAGCUAUCGGAAAG
Messenger RNA from Kickxella alabastrina, 1078 nucleotides. RefSeq lists its product as uncharacterized. The transcript has a single exon. Lineage: Eukaryota; Fungi; Kickxellomycota; Kickxellomycetes; Kickxellales; Kickxellaceae. The record is from RefSeq and is a predicted model, not a curated record. The coding region runs from base 156 to 1004 and encodes 282 amino acids.